AUGAUGAUCCCACGCUCCUUUGCUCAGAAUCCUCUGAUGCAGAGGCAACACAUUGAUUUCAAUGAGAAGGACCACUUAUCCAAAAGGAAACCCAACGGCAUUUCUUCACCUUCACCACCUCGUUCAGCCCUAUCCCAGCGACUCUCCCAACAGACCGGCGAUUCCGGCUACAAGCCUCAUUCUGAUCCCGUCAAGAUUCCACCCCCUACCGAGAAGAGAAGCUUAACUCCGUCUCGCCGAUCCGAACCUUCAUCGCGACAGAUACCAAGAUCCGUUCCCACUCCUCAAGCGCAGGAUAUACCCAAGAGGAAGGAGUCGGUUCAAGAUAUCCUCUCGUCGACCACCAUACCUAUCCGAAGAAAGCAGAAACCCCGGCCUAGCCAACGACUGCCCAAGUGCGAUUACGUGGCCGACUUUAGUAAACUCCUUCGAGAUGAUGUUCAGCCGAGCGGUGAUGGAAGUUUGUCCGGAAGUUGGACGAAUCCGCAAUUUGAGGGACUCUUCGGCAAUAUUGACGGACUGGUGGAAGGUCAAAUGAUUGUGGGGAGUGAAGGGGUGGAUGCUGGCAUGCUGUCAACCAGAUCCAUCUCAAGCGAAUCUAUGCCUUCGCUGGCUUCUCCGGACGAUGAUAGCGCCACAGAUGUUGCUAGCGUUUCUCCGGCUACCAUUCGAUCUCCCUCCGAUCAUCGACUACGACAAAUGGCCAGCUCCGAAGAUUGCAGCAAUCAACAUCCACUCCUCGCUUUGGAUGAAGAUGACGAUUAUAGUGGGACUUCUACACCGGAACUGGCCAUGUCGCCUCCUUCAAGACUGAAGCGGAAACCAGUGCUGGCAGAGAAGCGACAAAGCUCGUUCAAAUCUAGUCUGACAGCGUCUCUCAAGGCUCUCAAAUCUGCUGCGCAAACCAUGUCCAACAUUGCCAGCACGCCUCCUCUUGUCCAAUCCGACGAUUUUCUGACCAAAUCCAUCUUUGAUUUCCAACCAGCCUUGACUGAUGAUCGACGACCUCCGCCGUCGGACGAACCUCCAUCAGCGGCUCUGAGAAGAUACCUGAAUCCCCACUCCAUGGUCCCUUCUGAUUCACCAGCACAACUCCACUUUUGGGUUGAUGAAAAACCAAGUCCCCCUUCUUCGUCCGAAAUCAGACCGAAAUUGAAGAUCAAGAAGAAGUAUCAAAACCAGAACUUACCAUCAUCUCCCGACGACCAGAUCAGAUUCAAGAGACCAAAAAGUACCGCCUCUCAACUUCCCCCAAUCGUUCCAUUGGCCACCUGCAUCCCAUCCAGCAUCCGUACAGCGCACGCAUCAAGUCCACCGACCUGGCUUGAACCCGACGGUACUCCCAGCAACAAACACCGCGCCGCCCAAGCGCUUUGGGAAGGAGCGGAGGAUGGGACCAACGGAGAGGGUCAACCCCGAACACGUGAACCGCGUGAAAACAGGGAUUUCUUGCGUGUCUUCGUCUGUGAGAUGAACAUGCGCAAAAAGGGGAAGUUGAGCGACGAAGCCGUUGGACAUGCGAGAUUGUGGCUGCCGCCAGUUGACGAAGGAGAGAAAGACAAAGAUAAAAUGGAAGGCCCUAAGGCUCCAAGGAAGACCGGACUAGACAGAUGGGCGAGUUGGUCCAGUGAGGAUUUGUGA
Messenger RNA from Rhinocladiella mackenziei CBS 650.93, 1641 nucleotides. RefSeq lists its product as uncharacterized. The record is from RefSeq and is a predicted model, not a curated record. Bases 1 to 1641 code for a protein of 546 amino acids. The transcript has a single exon. NCBI's taxonomy places the organism in Eukaryota, Fungi, Ascomycota, Eurotiomycetes, Chaetothyriales, Herpotrichiellaceae.